UCGAGUUUCGUGGUGGCUUCAGGUUGCCAGCUUAUAAGGCAGAUCCCAGGGUUUACAACCCUGGAUGGUUGAGCACAAUCGCUUAUCGCAACGCCGCACUAUAUGUACGCCUCGCACUCAGAUUGACGUCGCUUACUUUCCAGAACUGGAGCAGCAGAAGCUUCGAUUCUCGAUGACGAGACUUACGCACUUGACCUUCUUCCUGCAAUAGUCCCCACGUUGCGCCCGGAGCUUGCUCGUUUCCCUGAUCGUUUAUAAGAGAUAAGAAGAUGCAUGCCGUGGAUUUUUUACGCGUAAACCCAUUUUCUGCGUCUCGACCAGAUGCAGGCGGCGUAUUCGGCCAACGAUAUCAUAGCGGCAAGGAGUUUGCAGGUCUACACGUACCUAUAUACGUCAAUGGCUACAUUCUGGAUCUACGAUUAUGCUUGUUCGUUUCAUCAGGAGUGGACGUUCCUGCUUCAGUCACGCUGGUCCAAGGUGAAAGGCCUUUAUCUCGUCGCACGAUACGUGCCUUUUCUCCUCUUAGCCGGACAUUUAUAUAUGAACUUCAUUCCAAAUGAGAACUCUGAUAAAUGCCAGUUGUUGAACAAUAUUUGCUCAUGUUUCAGCCUGAUAUCAGUCUUUUGUUCUGAAUGCUUUUUUGUCCUCAGGACAUAUACGCUCUGGAACAACAACAAAAUUGUGCUCGCCACCAUGAUCACUACCUUCAUUGCUGUCGUCAUAUCAUCCAUAAGCUAUGCUUUCGCCACUACUGCUACUGCACCAUGGACGACCAGCGGGAUCCCGGGCAUCACAGGAUGCUACCAGAGCUCGUCCGUCGUCCAGCUCUUCAUACCAUUUCUACUCUUAAUUGGGCUUGAAUUUGGUCUCUUGUCCCUCACGCUCAUACGCGCUAUACAGAGCUGGCGGUCGAGCAAUAGCCGUAUUUACGCCGUCCUGGUGAAGCAUAACAUAUUCUACUAUGCAUGCGGUCUGUUCUUCUCGGGGGUAAAUGUCUUCACGUUGCUGCUCUUCCAUUACGGAUAUCAAGCCAUGUUCGAAGAUUUCCAAUUCGUCAUUCUCACGAUCCUUGCCACGCGCAUGCACCUCCACCUAUGGCAUACAGACCGACAUGCACAUGGCUCUAGCGCCUUCGUGUGCAUUCCUAUGUCUGACAUUUCAUCCGCGGGCAGUCCGACGUGACGUUCGGCGUUGUUCAAACGUUCAUGGAGUGGCGCUUGAACUGUACGAGUUUCUGUUGUGGGUGGGAGCUGCGAUGGACCUGUUUAACAUUGGUAGAUAUCGAACUUCCAUUGCUUGCAGUGGUAGAUAAAUGUAUUCAGAUCAAGAUUUUGGGUGUGCUGAAGUCAGAACUUGAAGCACUCCAAACUCGAGCAAUGGAGAGGGCUAUGAAUGGUUUACACUUGACCUGUGACACAGGCCAUCAUUCUGAAACUACCUAAUCCGAUUCUUUA
Molecule: messenger RNA, 1454 nt
Organism: Suillus discolor
Lineage: Eukaryota; Fungi; Basidiomycota; Agaricomycetes; Boletales; Suillaceae
Exons: 17
Coding region: 322-1182 (286 amino acids)
Source: RefSeq, a predicted model, not a curated record